Didymodactylos carnosus is the source of this 9312-nucleotide messenger RNA. The record is from the annotation of a GenBank genome assembly. NCBI's taxonomy places the organism in Eukaryota, Metazoa, Rotifera, Eurotatoria, Philodinida, Philodinidae.
AUGACAACCGAAGAAACGACUACAAAAAUACAGGCGUGCUCGUUACGAUCAGGAAUAUACACUUCUGAAAAGCAUGGAAGCGAUGAACAAGGAGAUGGUACAGAGUCAAAACCAUUCAAAACUAUUUUGCAAGCAUUGAGGAAACACACCGGUGAUGACGAAUACAUUAUUUACGUUGAUUCUAAGGAUGAAACAAAAGGUAAAUGGGAGGAAAUUUCAAAAACACAGUUGAAAAACCAAAAAAAAACUUAUGAAGAAGAGAAAAGAAAACAAGACAGACAUGCUCAACGUGAGGAGGAUGAAAAAUUGCCGAAAGCAGUUGUGUCAAAAAUUAAAGAUGUUCAAAAACGCUAUGGUGAACGAGUGAAAGUGUAUGGAUGGGUUCAUCGUCUUAGACGUCAAGAAGCAACUGUUCUCAUUUAUGGUGUGGUUCAACCUGUACCAGAGGGAAAAAGUGCACCUGGCAAUCAAGAAUUAAUAACCGAUUAUUUCGAAGUAGUUGGUCAUUCGCCAGCCGGAGGUGCUGAUACAUUGCUUAACGAGGAGUCUCAUCCAGAUGUACAAUUAGAUAAUCGACACAUGAUGAUUCGUGGAGAAAAUAUAUUACGUCUUCGAUCAAUUGUCACACAAUGUUUUCGAGACCAUUAUUUCGGUAAUGGUUACUAUGAAACAUUUCCUCCAACAUUAGUACAAACGCAAGUGGAAGGUGGUUCAACAUUGUUUGGAUUAAAUUAUUUUGGUGAACGAGCUUAUCUGACUCAAUCAUCCCAGUUAUAUUUGGAAACUGCGUGUGCAUCCCUCGGUGAUGUGUUUUGUAUUGCACAGUCCUAUCGUGCUGAACAGUCAAGAACAAGACGCCAUUUAGCCGAAUACACUCAUGUUGAAGGCGAAUGCCCAUUCAUUGAUUUUAAUGAUCUUCUCGAUCGUAUAGAAGAUCUUGUUGUUGAUGUUGUUGAUCGUGUAUUGAAACAUCCAGAAUCUCAUCUUUUAUUCGAAGUUAAUCCAACGUUUAAAGCACCAAAAAAACCAUUUAAACGUAUGAAUUAUACUGAUGGCAUUGAAUACUUGAAACAACAUGACAUUAAAAAUGAAGAGGGAAAAUUUUAUGAAUUUGGCGAUGAUAUUCCUGAAUUACCUGAACGUAAAAUGACCGAUGAAAUAAAUGAGCCAAUACUGUUUUGUCGAUUUCCAGCUGAAAUAAAAUCGUUCUACAUGAAACGAGAUCCGAAUGAUAAUCGUCUUACAGAAUCGGUUGAUGUAUUAAUGCCCGGUGUUGGAGAAAUUGUUGGUGGAUCUAUGAGGAUGACAGAUCUUGAAGAACUGAGCGAAAGUUUUCGUAAAAAUGGACUUUCACUAGAACCAUAUUAUUGGUAUCUUGAUCAGCGCAAAUAUGGUACAUUUCCACAUGGCGGUUAUGGACUUGGUUUAGAUCGUUUUAUGACAUGGUUAACAAAUCGUCAUCAUAUUCGAGAUACACCACUUAAAACUUCCGAUCAUUCACCAAAACUUGUUCAGUCACGUGAUGAGACGAUUGAUGAACAAGACAAUAAUUCAACUGCAAAUUAUUGUCUUCAGGUCAAUCCAAUGACAUUGAUGACUUCCUCGCAACUGUUUCAACCUGUAGACGAUGAUGAUAAUGAAAUCUAUGCCUCGCCAAUUAUAGAUACAAUGGAGGACAGUAUCGAUUCGCCAUUUGUUGUAAAAGAUAAAGAGACAAAAUCUCAUUCAAAUGUUUCUGAACUUUGUCAAAUUGUCUCUCAAAUACGCGAAAAAAAUGACAAAAAGCGUAAUUUUUCGUCAGAUCGUUCAAAUAAAGACAUAUCACUGACGUCAUUGUCAUCAAAAAUAACAUUGUCAAACGUAAAUGACAUUCAUUCAUUAUCAAAAAGUAAUGAACACAUACAUCUAGACGAGACUGCGAUUGAUGCGUGGGUUCAGAGUACAACGAUUGAACAUACAAACUUGACAAAGGAUAUUAUUCCUCUUGAUCGUUCUCCAUCACUUCCUCCUGAACUCGAUCCUCCAAUGACAACCGCCGCAGUAUCAUCAGUCGUUCACAGUCAAUUCGAUAAGAUUUCAGUAUGUUCAAGUACUACAACAGACAACGAUGAUUUUGUCGAUAACGAGACUCAAAGAUCACGCGAAUCAACGAUAUGUGAGAGAGAGAUUUCAAACACAUCGAAACAAUUAUUUUCACAAACAAAUUCUUCAUCGUCUUCAAUGACGCAAUCAUUACUUGAUCAACAUCCAUUACCAAGAAGUUUAUCAUUUCCUUUACUUGACGAUGAAACACGACUAACUGUCGAACUGAAUGAGGCUGAUGAUCUUAUUGGAGAAGCUUUGCAUAAAAUGAAGGAUUUAACAACAUCAACACCAAAAAAAUCUCCUGAACCACAAACUGCUAGUGUCGAUUUAACAUUUUUACCUAUUUGUGAAUCAGAUGAAUCUGAAACCGUUGGCGAAAAUGAUAAGCGUUCAUAUCACGAUCAUCCUCCAAUAGACUCUGAUAAUACGUAUGAUGAACCAUUUGUGCUUGAAGGAAGAAGUCCUAAAAAGUCGUUUACAACAUUUCCUUAUCCGAUAUCAACUACUAGUGAGAAAAUUGAACAGAAACAAUUAUCUCGGUCACAUGGUAACAAUUCUAAUCCAUCGAAUUUUCAACGUUCGAAGUCACAUUUUGUUCAAAAAUCUACUUCAACUUCAAAAAAACUACUUCGCUCACCUAGUUUAAAAAUGACACAUUCUUUGUCUGCGAAUAAUAACAGACACGUCAUGGAUACCCACCAAUCACAUAUAUCCGAUAAUGUUUUUAGCAGCCCAAGUACAGCAAAUUCACUUAAAAACACUGGGCAUCAUUCUAAUAACCAUAAAUUUCUGUCUAUUCCAUCGACAACAUCAUCAUUGUUAUCAUCAGGAAGUCGUAUUUUUUCCUAUUUGUCUGAUUGUUCGGGUAAUUCUCGUCUUUCAUCGAAUAUCGCUACGAGUUUAUCAGAAACGAAUCCGAGUAUAAUUGAAGAUGCUCAAGAAAUGGAAGAAAAAAGAGUUGGAUUAGAAAAACAAAAACAAAAUUGGCCAAUAACCUUAAGUGAAGUACCAAUGCUACAACAACAUAAAUCAUUAUCCAUAUCAAAACAUCAUUCAACGACAAGUCAAUCAUCGGAUACAUCAUCAACCGGUGAAAAGCCUACGCAUCGACAAAAGCCACAUCAACAACGCAUCUCUAAUAUAAAGGAUGUUCGACGAGAUUCUAAAGGAUCAACUGAAAUGAAAAAGUAUGAACAAGAACCAACGCCAGUUGAAUGUCCACCACUUGAUCUUCGUCAACUAGCAUUUACUCAGUUAUGUAGUUUACUGGAAGUCGGUGCACGAAUUGGAGGCACAUAUCCUCAACAAUGCCCAAAAGAUAACAACUUACUGAUACAAAGUGAAAUUGACACUGGAAAAUCAAUUGAAUUUUGUACCGCUCGUUCUCAUUCACCUAAAACAAAAUUAUCGAAUAAAGCCAAAGAGUUUAUUUAUCGAGCAGAAUCUGAUCCUCUUGAUUCCCAACAACAGUCACAUGAACAAGUGCAAUCAGCAUUCCAGAAGUUGUAUGUAAGCAGUAAUGAUGAACAUCACUUUUCUUCAUUACCUAUAACUCAAUGUCGAAAUGUUCAAUCAUCUAUUAACGAAUCGGAUGAUUUGGAUAGAAGUCAUACGUCGGUAAGAUCGACACGAUCUGACUCGAGUGUAUUACUACAUAAUUCGACACAAAAUGGAAGUCAAACAGAAUUAUUAAAUGAAGCACAAGACAAAAAUUUAUUUAUGUCAUAUGGAAAUGACUCAACAACAUAUUCAUCCUUACAUUUUAGUCGAUAUGUACCAACAAAGAUGCGUCGUCGUCGAAAAAAUUUAUAUCAAAAUAUGAAUAAUAAUAAUACUAUAAAUUUAUUUUAUACGCAUGAUCGAAACAACUCGUUAACUAAAAAUAUAACAAAAACAAUAGUCGAAGAAGCGAAUACUUGUGAAAUAACUAAAACUAUACCUAUCUCUCUUACUGAACAUCUGCAAGUAAUGAAUUCAUUAUUGAAUAAUUUUAACAUUAAUAAUUAUCCAAGAGAAAAUUUCUAUAAAAAAUUAUAUGAGUAUAUCAAGGUAAAUCCUAUUCGAAAACGAUGUAGUAAGAAUGAAAUAAAAAAAUUUAUUGACGACAUGAAUAAUUUAAAUUUUUCAAGUAGUUAUCAUUAUGCUUUUCUUACGGACAAUAUUACAAUGCCAUUAACAAAUUGUUCUAAUGGAAAUGGUGAAGAUGAAUCAGGAGAGAUUCGAACAUCAUCAACCGGUGAUGGCAAUGUGGCAAGUGGAGAAGGUGACUCAACAACAUCGUCACCGAUAUUUUUGCGUUUAAAUAGUACAGAAUCUGUGGAGGAAGCAACAAAAUAUAAAGAAAAUCCAUUACGUUAUUUUCGUACGCUACAAACAGAUUAUGUUGAAGAUUGUGUAAAAACCGAAGAAGAAUUGACAAAAUUUUUUGACAAAGCUGAUAAACGACACAUUAUUGAUUGUUUAAAACAUACAGAGUAUAGUCAAGGUAUAGAUUUGACUAAUCGACGUUUAGAAGCAUUGUUUGUCUGGUAUAAUUUAUAUUAUGAAUUAACGGUAUCAGUUAAAAAAUUAGCCGGUCUACUACGAUGUGAUGAAUGUGAUGAUUGGCCAAAAUUAAGAUUUCGAUCAAUUACAACAGAGAAAGAACGCCAAAAAAUUAUUGAUGGAGGCGUUGAGUAUUCAACAACGGACGAUGAAGAGGAAGACGAGAAUAGUAAUGAAUCAGAACUCACAAAGGAUACUGAAGAUAAAGAGGAGAAACCACGUACAGAGAAAAAAGUUGUAUUCGAUGAUGUUUAUCCGAGGAAUCGUUGGCCAGAUACAAAUGAAUUAUCAAAACACUUACCAAGACAUGUUUCAGAGCAGACUUCGUUUGUAGAAGAAUCAACACAACCAUUAGAUCGAUCAGCGUGUUAUAAGAAUUUUGUUUAUUAUAUGGACAAACGUUCAUAUCAAGUAAAAUAUGAUGGUCUGGCAAGUACAUUGUUGACAAGAGUAGCACCAGUUCUAGCAAAGACGCGUUUAGCAUUAUUACAAGCACCAGACAGACAAAAAGUGAAAAUUGAGCAGGUACUAGCUGGUUUACCAUUAACAUUUCUUCCAUCUUCAACAACAACCAAAAAUGUAAAGACUGAAGAUACGAAUGAUGAAGAAACCGACAAUGAAAAUAGUAUCAUCGAUACAGAUGUUACAGCUACAAUGGUAAAUCCUUCUGAAACAUCAUCACGUUUUGAUACAACAAUUGAAAAAUGGGUAUUUAAUAUGUUAAAAUCGUGUCAACCAGUCAAAAGUAUAUGUCAAUAUAUGGAUGAAAUAUUGCGAGAAAACUGGCUUGAUUUUCAUCAUCAACUUGGUUUACCACCAUUGUUACCAUUAUACUUUUUUAUUGUCAAUGUAUUACUUGAUGUUAUGCACGAAUGUCUUCUGCUCUAUAAUCAACCUUAUGCAACGAGUUCAAGCAGCUUAUUAGAUUCUCUAUGUCGACAACAAUUGGUACAUGAAUCAAAAUUAAUUUUACGUGAUGCACUAGCAAUUCGAUUGUAUUGUAUUCGUAUGGUUGAACAAUUUUUACCAAAUCAUUCUAUUGCAAGAGAAUUACAUGAUUAUGAUACGGCUAUAACCGAUAUCUAUGCACAUUAUAAACGUUUUCUUGUUACUGUAUGUGAUAAUCGUUGUUUUACUGAUGAAAAAAAUGAUGAUAAUAAUUUAUAUUAUUAUGUUGAUGAAGAAACAUCCGAACUUGAAAAAGAAUAUUAUUUUGCACGAGAUGUCACAUUAACAUUGGGAAAUCAAACGGAAAUACGAUCAUUAGGAAAUCUUUUUUGUUUUCUUGUUCAAAGAAUAUUUACACAAUUGAAAGAAGAAUUAAAUGACAUAACAGAAAAAUAUUAUCAAGCAUUUGAUACAAACGGAGAUAUGAUGAUUUCUCUUGAACCCUUUGGUGAAGUGAGUGAUCGACCAAAUUUGAGAACAUUAAGUUUUAAUACGUCGCGAGAUGAACCAGAUGGUGAUGCAUCUCAUACUGGCGAUAUAUCACAACAGAAAAAAUCAGCAAUUAUUAAGAGUACACGUGAAUUUCGAAAAAAAUUUGAAAUAAUACGACAACGUGCAAACCAUGCGUUCCCAUUGGCAAAAACAAUUAUUGAUGAUUUUUCAAUUGCUGCCGAAUUCUACUGCAAUAAUUAUUCUGAAUUAUGGGAAAAAUUACAUGAACAUUCGUAUGCACAAGUCAAAAUUGAAUGUGGAAAUAAUGGAGCUACAAGUGAUUUUGAAAAUUUUGUUUUAUUUGUUCCAAAAUAUAUUGCACACGAUAAAAAUCAAGUUGAACAAUUACUCAAUUGUCGAUGUAGUCAACCACCACUAAAUGUUGAUGAAAAACGGCCAAAAAUGUCAAAAACUCAAUUAAAAUCAACUGAAAGUGAACAACAAUCAACAUCGCCUGCGUAUAUGCUAUUUAUACCAAAGAAAAAUAUUCCACAUAAUCCAUCGAAAUGGGAAUCUGAUAUUGUUCUUGUUCAUUCGAGUCCUAGUACCGAACUAGCACUAAAUUUUGAUGAGCCCAAUUGUUUACAUUUGGUUGUAACUCGUUCUGAUCAAUGGGAGAAUGCUGUAUCAACAUUUUCAUCUCAUUUUGAAGGCUGUAAUUCAUCAACUGAAUGUGUAAAAAAAAUCGGUCGAGAUGAUCAUGUACGAGAAAUGUUAGAUAAAUUUCCGGAUGAUAUUGAUCAAUUAAGUUUAAAAUUUGUUGAUGUUGUUAAAAUAUUAGAUAAAAUAUGGGAUCAAAAUUCGACAACAUCACGAUCACGAACAAUCGAAUCAAAACUAAUGGAUACAAUUAUGUAUAUUUAUAAUUCAUGUUUUGAAUUAUAUAGAUUAUUAUAUUCUCUAACAACAACAAAAUAUUUGAAAAGUUAUAUAGUUCAUAUGAAUGAAUUUUUUUGUGAAUGGUGUAAAUUUACGAAAAAAUUUACACAAAAAAUUGCAAAGAGUAAAGUGUUAAGACCAAAAUGGGCCAGACCGGGUAUUAUAUUUGUUCAAUUUUUGGCCAAACCAUUACACUUGGAAUUGUUAGAGACAGACGAUUACAAACGUUUAACAACAGAAAUGUCGACAGCAUUCAACUCCUUAUUUGAUUAUGAUACUGAUUCGAGCACCACAGCUAAUAGUAACGCUCGUUCUAAUUCUGUUAGUUAUCCAUCACCAUAUUCUCGACAACGAACUACAGGACAUCACAAACCUAUAAGUGGUCAAAUAAUGGAAACAUCAUCAUUAACAUUAUCGCCUAUGAAACGUAUUAAUGAAAAUGUAAAAAAACGAGAUGAAGAAAUUGAUGAAAAAUUAAGACAGCGAAAAAUUAUUGGAAAAGUAUAUACAAUGGGAAAUAAUUUAGUUUAUGAUCCUACAGCUACGCUUGAUAGACGUCAAAUUGACUUUCCAUGGCGUAGAGGAACUCGAAUUGGACAAGGUGGUGCGGGUGUUGCUUUUCGAGCUAUUAAUUGUGCAACAGGAUCGAUUGUCUGUAUGAAAGAGAUUCAAUUGAGUAGUAUUGCCUCGCGUUCCUUACCAAGUACAUAUCCAGAAAAAUUGAGACGAAUUGCUGAGGAAAUUGAUAUGAUUAUGGGCAUCAAUCAUCCAAAUAUUGUUCGAUAUUAUGGAAUAGAAAAAUAUAAGCGUACAAUUUAUAUAUGUAUGGAAUAUUGUUUAUCGACAGUGAAUGAAUUUCUAAAUGAUAUACGAGCAUUUCAACGACGUACUUCUGCCAGAUAUAAAGAUUCAGAUAGUGAUAAUGACACAAAUACAACAACAAUCGAUCAAAUACCACAAUUUGAUAUAAAUGAACUUGUACGCGGAUUUACCAGACAACUAUUAAAUGCAUUACUAGCAUUGCAUGAUAAGAAAAUUGUUCAUUGUGAUGUGAAAGGUGACAAUAUUUUUAUUGCACUAGAUAAUGGAAUAUAUCAUGUUAAACUUGGUGAUUUCAAUUUAUCACAUCGUUUAGAACUUGAAUUUCCAUCGCCAUCAACUCCUGGCGAUUCGCGCAGUACACAAUUUGGCACACUUUACUUUAAACCACCUGAAUCAGAAUAUGUUUGUGCAAGUGAUAUAUGGGCUCUUGGUUGUACCAUUAUUGAGAUGUUAACAGGAAAACUUCCAUGGACAAUUGUUGUACGGCCUCCUGAUGAUAGAAUUUAUAUUCAAAAUCAAUUGUUGGCUAAGAAAGGUCCACCAAUACCGGAAGACCUUCCUCCAGAAGCAAGAGAUUUUAUUCAACAUUGUUUAACACCUGAUCCAGAUCAACGACCAUUGGCACGUGAUCUAUUAAAUAAACCGUAUCCACGUGUUAGAGCUGACUUUCCUCAAUUGGAUUUUACUAGUCCCAUUAGUGAAAAAAAUCGUCAACAAAAAUAUAAUCGAACGAUUGAUAAACAACCAUUGUUUACUCGUUUACGUGGUCAAUGUUUAUUUGGUAUUCAUCCAGUUUAUUUAGCAUUGAAAAUGAAACGACGACAAUUUUAUAAACUUUAUCUAAAUAAAAAUUUUGAUCAAGAACGGCCAUUAACAACGGAUAUUAUUAGUAUGGCUAAAGAUUUAUCAAUUAUUACCGAAAAUAUCUCACCUUUAGAACUUGAUCAAUUGUCAUUUGAUAGACCGCAUCAAGGUGUGUGUUUAGAUUGUUCAUCUUUACCUGUUUCGUCAAUCAAUGAAAUGAAUGAUGAACAGAACACUUCAAAUUUAAUUAAACUUGAUUUAUUACUGUAUCAGAUUAUCGAUCCAAUGAAUUUGGGUGCUAUAGUUAGAAGUGCACAUUUUUUUGGUAUUGAUCGUUUAAUAUUGUCUAAAAAUACUUGUCAACCAUCACCUAUUGCAAGUAAAGCAAGUUCAGGUACAUUAGAGACAAUGACUAUAUAUUUAUGCGAAAAUAUUGACACAUAUUUAAAAACCUUAAUAAAUAGUAAAAAAACGAUUAUUAUCUCGGCGAAUAAUCGAAGUGAAAUGAAUUUACAAAAAUUUUCUAUAGAUAAAAUAAAGACAGAUCAUGGUAGUAUAACGAGAAUACUUUUAAUUGUUGGUAAUGAACAUCGUGGUAUCUCGUCUGAUUUAGCAUCCUAUUGUCAUUAUCAAUAUAAAAUCUCUCCACAUGCAAAAAGUUUAAUUACCUCACUUAAUGUCUCCGUUGCUCUAGGACUUUUUCUGUAUCAUCUAACAUUGCAAUUAAAUAAAUUAUAA